Molecule: messenger RNA, 630 nt
Organism: Medicago truncatula (barrel medic)
Lineage: Eukaryota; Viridiplantae; Streptophyta; Magnoliopsida; Fabales; Fabaceae
Exons: 2
Coding region: 132-332 (66 amino acids)
Source: RefSeq, a predicted model, not a curated record
GGGCGAAUGUAGGCACGCGCGUUCGGCACUGUAGUUUUUUGAGACAUCGUUUUUUUUUUUGCGCAGCAUCGUGAGAAGAAGAAAGGGGUUAACGCAUUUUCCUGUAAUCAAUCAAUCUCGAGAGAAAGAAAAUGGGGUACGUGCUUCGAGUGAGAUUAGCUUCGUUCUUCGCCGGUGCUGCAACGGCGUCGUUCGCUGGUCUCUACAUCCUUCAUAGGGAUUACAAGCUUGCUCACCAAUCCCAUACUCAACAGGUAAAUGGUCUCUACGAAUCACUAGACAGUCGAAUUUCUUCCCUGGAAAAACUGAAACAAACUGAAACUUCACAAUAGGCGGAAGCUGGAAGUUCUAUUUCACUCAUUUUAUGGCAUCUUAGCUUCCUCAACUUGUCACCAUAAAGUCUUCGGAUCAGUUCUGUAUCCGGAUGUAUUUUGGAUUUUUUUUUUUUGAACAAAUGUAUUUUGGAUUAUUAUUUUAGCUAAGUGAAUUUAUAGCUUUUAUCGCCAUUGCAUUUGGUGAUUAAUGAACAUUUGGGAUGGGAGACAUUUGCUAUCUAUAUUUGAAGCUGGGAAUUGCGUUUCUAUUUAGUUACUGCAAAUGGUUUGGAAAUAAAACGAUUACUUCAACACA